Messenger RNA from Paramecium primaurelia, 504 nucleotides. NCBI's taxonomy places the organism in Eukaryota, Ciliophora, Oligohymenophorea, Peniculida, Parameciidae. The record is from the annotation of a GenBank genome assembly.
AUGUUAAUUAGAAUAUUUGAAGAAAAUAUAAACAUCAAUUCAUACUAAAUUUAAUUUGCAGCCGCUAUCCCUAACAACAGAAAGGAUGAUAAAAUGAAGAAUAAAAAUUUAUAAAGUCUUGAUUUAUUUGAAUAUGGAAAACUUUUUUACUCAAAAUAAAUCUGGAUGGAAAAUUAUCAUUCUGUAUACUAAAAAUUCUCUUUAAUUUACCCAAGAAUGCAUUGUUUGUAAAUAAUAAUUCCCUUACCAUUGUUUUUCCCUGAAAAUCAGUUUUAUUUGAAUUAAUAUGAAAUUUUCCUUCUUUUUAACAAUAUUUAUAUGAAAUAGGCUUCCAGAUUUGAUAUAAUUAAGAAUGAAUUAAUAUCAAAAAAAAAUGGAAGGAAGUUGAAAAAAAUUAGUUAAUGUGGAUGCGAAAAUAAAUUUAAUUCCGUAUAUUUAGGCGUGAGCACCAUUGCAGAAGUUGUGGAUAUAUUUUUUGUUAAGACUAAAUAGACUUAAUCAUGA